Messenger RNA from Drosophila simulans, 3292 nucleotides. Its product is annotated as glutactin. NCBI's taxonomy places the organism in Eukaryota, Metazoa, Arthropoda, Insecta, Diptera, Drosophilidae. The transcript has 2 exons. Bases 44 to 3121 code for a protein of 1025 amino acids. The record is from RefSeq and is a predicted model, not a curated record.
AUUUGGAAAUCAGUACUCUUUAAAACGCGACGGAGUGAGCAACAUGAAGCCGUUGCUCCUAGUGUUGGCCCUUUGUGGGGCUCAAAUCCAUGCUCACUCUGUGGGUAUACGUUACGACUAUAACGACAAUAGCGACGAGGAUACCAGAAUCAAUUGGCUCCCCGAGCCGCUGAAGCCAGUUCCUUGGCAGUCGGAGACUGCACAACAGCCCCAAGAAGCUGUGGUUCAAGUGCCUGAAGUCGGACAGAUCUUGGGAAUUAGUGGCCAUAAAACCAUUGCCAAUCGCCCAGUGAACGCUUUCUUGGGUAUACGGUAUGGUACGGUUGGAGGCGGCUUGGCGCGCUUCCAGGCGGCACAACCGAUUGGAUACCAGGGACGAGUUAAUGCCACCGUCCAGAGCCCCAAUUGUGCCCAGUUUCCGGAGCUCGAACGCCUGAGGUUGUCUGAAUCCCGGGGAGAAAACGUCGACGACUGCCUUACCUUGGACAUCUACGCACCCGAAGGCGCCAAUCAGCUGCCCGUUUUGGUCUUUGUUCAUGGUGAAAUGCUCUUCGACGGCGGCUCUCAGGAGGCCCAACCUGACUAUGUUCUGGAAAAGGAUGUGCUGUUGGUCUCCAUCAACUACCGACUGGCUCCAUUCGGCUUCCUAAGCGCUUUAACCGAUGAGCUUCCUGGAAACGUCGCCCUUUCCGAUCUGCACUUGGCUCUUGAGUGGCUGCAUCGCAAUCUGGUCUACUUCGGUGGCAAUGAGGGACAGGUGACUCUAGUGGGUCAGGCUGGUGGUGCAACAUUGGCUCACGCCUUGAGCCUUAGCGGUCGUGCCGGCAAUCUCUUCCAGCAGCUGAUCCUGCAGUCGGGCACCGCCUUGAACCCCUACCUGAUUGACAACCAGCCACUUGACACCUUGAGUACCUUCGCCCGCCUUGCUCGCUGCCCACCACCACCCAUUAACCCAUCCCCACAAGGACUUAGGCCCCUAUACGAUUGCCUCGGCCGACUGCCCACCUCCCAGCUGGUGGCAGCCUUCGAGCAGCUGUUCCUCCAAAACGAGCACCUUGGGCUCACCCAACUGGGUGGCUUCAAGCUUGUGGUGGGCGACGCUCUGGGCUUCAUACCAAGCCACCCAGCCUCACUAGCUACCAACAGCAGCCUUGCUCUGCCCAUGAUUAUCGGGGCCACAAAGGACGCCAGUGCGUUCAUCGUGUCGCGAAUCUAUAACCAGCUCGCACGCCUGCAGUCUCGCAAUGUGAGUGACUACAUCGACGUUGUCCUGCGCCACACAGCGCCGCCCAGCGAGCACCGCCUCUGGAAGCAGUGGGCACUGCGCGAGAUCUUUACUCCGAUCCAGGAACAGACGGCUAGCCUGCAAACAGUGGCUCCUGGUCUGAUCGAGCUUAGCAACUACAUCCUGUAUCGUGCCCCCGUGAUUAACUCCAUCAGUCAGUCGUACCGCUCUAUCCCGGCCUACCUGUACACCUUCGAUUAUCGCGGAGAACACCGUCGGUUCGGACACCUGGUCAACCCUCUUCCCUUCGGAGUAGAUGCCUCGCUCAGCGAUGACAGCGUGUAUUUAUUCCCCUAUCCAGCCGAGGUUAGUCGCCUGAACCCCUCGGACAGGUCGCUGUCUCGUGCCUUGGUCACCAUGUGGGUGAACUUUGCGACUACUGGCGUGCCCAAUCCUAAUUCUGGUGUAUGGCCGCAGGCUACCUCCGAGUACGGCCCCUUCCUACGCUUCACAAAUAAUCAGCAAAAUCCGCUUGAGCUAGAUCCGCACUUUGGCGAGGGAAUUUACUUGCCAAAUCAUAGAGUGAGCUAUAAGCCGACGACUAACUUUUUACCUCCGAUUACCACCACGACCACCACAACAACCACUACUACCAGCCGUCCAUACGCCUACAACCCGUACGCCAAUUGGCAAAACAGGCCUACUCAGCAGCAUCCGAAUUGGCAUCCUGCGGAUCCGGAAUACGUCAGGGCACAGGAAGCUCGUCAGCAAGAGUUCAUCCGUGAGAGGGAGCAGCGUAGGCGGGAGCAGCAGCUGCGAGACCAACAGCGUCAUGCUCAGCAGGAGCCACGUGAGCAGCAAGACGAGCGAAUUCGUCAGCAGCGAGAGCAGGAGGAACGACUGCGUCAGCAGCGAGAGCAGGAGGAACGACUGCGUCAGCAGCGAGAGCAAGAAGAACGCUUACUCGAGCAGCGAGAGCUCGAAGAGCGAAUUCGUCAGCAACAAGAACGAGAACAGUAUGAACGCGAGCAGCAAGAGCGAGAGCAACGAGAACGAGAGGAGCAAGAACGUCAGGAGCGAGAACGAGAGCAAGAGCAACCAGAACAACAGCCCGAAUAUAAUCCUGAACCAGCAAACCCGUGGGGUUAUCCGGAACGAGAGCCACAGCCAGAUGAAAAUCCGGAAGAUGUUCCCUCAUACGAACAAUAUGGUCCUGAAGGCAACGAAAUUCUCCCCGAGUCCGAUGCCAAUCGCAACUACAGUGAGGAAGACCGUGAGCAACAACAGCGCGAGCAACUGCGUCGCGAGCAGCAGGAAAAGCAAGAGCGAGAAUAUCAAUUGCAAAUGGAACGUGAGCAGCAAGAGCGCGAACAGCAGGAACGUGGUCAGCAGGAACCUGGUCCUGAAGAAUACCCUAGCUACGAAGAAUAUAGUAGAGCCCUACAAGAGAAAUAUGCUGAACGUGAUCGAAUCUAUGCCGAGGAGCAAGAGCGUGAGCGAAAGCAGCAAGAAACAUUGCUUCAAGAAAAUCACCAGUAUCCCGAACAAAGUUUGCCAGAGGAACAGCCAACCCACCCCAACUAUGAAGCCUACGAUGCCGACCGCAGCUAUGCCGAGGAACAGGAGCGCGAGCAACAGCGAAGGGAUCAGGUUGAACAGGAAAGAGAGCAACAGCCUGGCGAGGAGUACGAGAGAUCACCAGAUGAGGAAGAGGCAGCAGAACAGGAUGUUCUUAAGGUUGAGGAUUUCGCCACCUAUGAGGCGUACCUGGAGGCCGCAACCAAGCUCCGCGAGGAGCAAGAGGAACAAGAAAAGUUGGAGGAGAUACGUUAUAGGGCCCAGCAGGAGGAAGAGGAUCGCAUUCAGGCUGAGAGGGAACGCAAUUCUCACAACUAAGUAACCAAAUCAAUGGUCCAUAUUAUAAUGAUGUGAAACCACCUUUCAUAAUAAUUUGUAUACACAACUCAAACUUAAAAAUUUACCACGCUUUGGUAUCUAUAGAAAUAUGUAUAUCGAAAGCUAUUGUUUUUGAAUAAAUACAUUUUUGAAUUACCGCUUACAUCAUAA